Capsicum annuum is the source of this 1849-nucleotide messenger RNA. Its product is annotated as heat stress transcription factor A-4c. Gene Ontology annotation, biological process: regulation of transcription by RNA polymerase II. Gene Ontology annotation, molecular function: DNA-binding transcription factor activity; RNA polymerase II cis-regulatory region sequence-specific DNA binding. Gene Ontology annotation, cellular component: nucleus. The transcript has 2 exons. NCBI's taxonomy places the organism in Eukaryota, Viridiplantae, Streptophyta, Magnoliopsida, Solanales, Solanaceae. Bases 294 to 1592 code for a protein of 432 amino acids. The record is from RefSeq and is a predicted model, not a curated record.
UAUUCAAAGUCAAGUCUACCUUCUUUCAGUCAAGCUGAAUAAUGAAGAAACACUGUACAUUUCUCCUUUCCCUUUUUUAUAUACACAUACGCUUCUCUUUUUUUUCCAUUUUCUUCUAUACCUUCACCUCUAUGAUCUCACUCUUCUAUUAGUAAUAAUAAUUUUCUUCCCCUUUCUCAUUGAAACUCUAAUUCUCCCCUUUAAUAUCUUCAUAGUUCACACUUAUUAAUUUUAUUCUGUUUUCGUAAAAAGAUUUCAAACUCGAGAUAGAUACAAUUGGUGCAUGAGUGUACAUGGUAAGCAUAGUCAUGGAAAAUAGUAACGGAGGGUCUAGUUCAGCUCCUGCACCUUUUCUGUCAAAGACGUAUGAGUUGGUUGAUGAUGCAUAUACAAAUCCUGUUGUUUCUUGGAGCCAUAAUGGUCGUAGUUUUGUUGUCUGGAAUCCCCCUGAGUUUGCUAGAGAUUUGCUUCCCAAGUACUUUAAACACAAUAAUUUCUCCAGUUUUAUAAGACAGCUUAAUACUUAUGGGUUCAGAAAAGUUGAUCCUGAACAAUGGGAGUUUGCAAAUGAGGAGUUUAUAAGAGGACAGAGACAUUUGCUGAAGAAUAUCUAUAGACGAAAGCCGAUCCACAGCCACUCUGCAUCAGGACAAUCUGUUCCUCCAUUGACAGAUACGGAGAGACAGGAAUAUGAAGACGAAAUCGAGAGGCUCAAGAGAGAAAAUAGGUUGCUUCAGUCAUCUGCUGAGAAUCAAGAGAAAUUCAAUCAAGAAUAUGAAAUUGGAAUUAAGUCUGUGGAACAACGUUUACAAAACGUUGCUCAUAGACAAGGGAAAUUGAUUUCCCUGUUGACUCAAUUACUACAAAGGCCUGAGUUUUCGUCUGAUUUAAUUCAAUGUACUAAUAGUAACAGCAAGAAGAGACGGUUGUUAGUGUCGAAUUACUUAACUGAGGAGGAAAAUGCAACUACUAACUCCGUUGUUGCACCAAAGUUGGAUUUGGAGAUGGUUAAAAAGUUGGAUUCUUCGAUCAAUUUUUGGGAGCAUUUUCUUUAUGGAAUUCGGAUGAAUCCAACAGAAGAUCAAAUAUGUGAUUUCGAACACCCACAACCAUUGCCUCCACAAAUUGUUAUACGCGAAAUGGAUACUUCAUCUGAUGAUUCUGGCAAAAGAAACUCGCCUAUCACUCACUCACCAUCGCCUUCAAGGGACAUACAAUCCUCGCCUGAAUUCGGAGGAGGACCAUUGAGUCCUGUCAUAUCAUCAAUUUACGUCAAUUUAGAAUGUCAACUCAAGCCAUCUGAUCAGACUAAUUUGGUCAUUAAUGCAACAGAAAGUCAAGUUGAGGGUAACGCCACUAAAGCAUCUGAAUCAGUGCCAAACUCAGGCAAUGAUGUUUUUUGGGAACAGUUCCUAACAGAGAGGCCUGGUUGCACUGAGCCACAACAAGUCGAGAACAAAGACAUCAACGGAUUAACAUGUGAUAGCAGGUUAGUUGAAGACCACAGAUAUUGGUGGAACCGCGGGUUUAAUGUAGAAAAUCUUGCUGAACGAAUGGGACAUCUUAGUAGUCCAGCAACAACAGGAAGUUGAGUUGAUUCAAUGUUUACUUUGAUGACAUGUAUGUCAAUUGAUGUAUUUUGUUUGCUUCCAAUUUUGAUUAUUAGAUGUCACACAGGAGCACUUUUGCUGGUUUGUUGUGUAAUGUAAUAAAUAACAGAUAAGAGUUCCUAGUUAUGAGAUCACUCACUAGAAGUUAGUAAAGUAGUGUAUUAAUUAGCAUUUUUUCUGGAACUUUUGGUGUAGACUUUACUGAUAAUUUAUUAAAGUUCUAGCAAGAUAUUUAUCUA